Messenger RNA from Rhagoletis pomonella (apple maggot), 546 nucleotides. RefSeq names its product inactive rhomboid protein 1-like. Gene Ontology annotation, biological process: regulation of epidermal growth factor receptor signaling pathway; regulation of protein secretion. Gene Ontology annotation, molecular function: serine-type endopeptidase activity. NCBI's taxonomy places the organism in Eukaryota, Metazoa, Arthropoda, Insecta, Diptera, Tephritidae. The record is from RefSeq and is a predicted model, not a curated record. Gene Ontology annotation, cellular component: endoplasmic reticulum membrane.
AUGGUAAUAUUAGUAAAACCAAAAAUUUUUCAGAUUUCCUGCCUGAAUUACGUCUGCGGCAUGCUGCCUUUCUUCUCUGUUGAGGUGCCUGAUCAAUUUUAUCGUCUAUUCACAUCGCUUUGUUUGCAUGCCGGAAUUCUACAUUUGGCCAUUACUAUUGCCUUUCAACACGUCUUUCUAGCCGAUUUGGAGCGUUUAAUUGGGCCAAUACGCACAGCUAUUGUAUAUAUCGGCUCGGGUUUGGCGGGCAACUUGACCAGCGCUGUAUUAGUGCCAUAUAAGCCGGAGGUUGGGCCGUUGGCAUCGCUUUCCGGUGUAAUAGCCUCGCUAGUUGUAAUACUCAUACUAAUUCACUGGAAGCAUUUGCGUAAGCCACAUAUUGCGCUUUUCAAACUGAUAUGCACGGCAGCUCUGCUCUUCGGAAUCGGUACACUUCCCUGGCAAUUGAACUUUGCAGGACUAUUGGCGGGGAUAUUCUGUGGCAUUUUCUUAACCAUUGCGCUGGUGCCGUUUGUCAGCAUUACCAAAUAUGGACGAAAAGCAAAG